Messenger RNA from Malania oleifera, 2380 nucleotides. Its product is annotated as scarecrow-like protein 21. Gene Ontology annotation, cellular component: nucleus. The record is from RefSeq and is a predicted model, not a curated record. The transcript is spliced from 2 exons. The coding region runs from base 577 to 2214 and encodes 545 amino acids. Gene Ontology annotation, molecular function: DNA-binding transcription factor activity; sequence-specific DNA binding. NCBI's taxonomy places the organism in Eukaryota, Viridiplantae, Streptophyta, Magnoliopsida, Santalales, Ximeniaceae. Gene Ontology annotation, biological process: regulation of DNA-templated transcription.
UUCUUGGUUUCUAAAGUGGGAAAUCAAACCCCACUUUGGACGAGCCUUUGAAUUUGUGAUUGGUAGAGUCCUUUUUAAUCUGACAUUUGGGAAAUUCUCACUGCGGUUGGUUCAAUUUGUCUCUCCACUUUCGAAGAGUCUCUAAUCUCGGCUUUGCUUAUGAAUUCUGUAUUAUAAGGUGAAUGCUUGCCUCCUUAUGUUCUUUUUUCUAUUAUCUCCUCCCUAGCUCCCUUCCUCCCUCUGAAUGAUCUGUUUUUUUUUUUUCGACCCCAAAAGUUUGAAUAUCUCUGUGGAAGGGAGUGGUUUGUUUCUUACAUAAAGAAUUUGAUGUUCAGUCCCCCAAGAUUUUAUAUAGUCUAUGUCUUAAAGUUGAUUUCUAGGAGUUCAAUGGUUAUGUGUGCCGGUUCUUAUAUCUAGCUGAUUUGACCCGGAAAUAAGAAAAUGUUGAAAUUUCUGAAUUUGGUCUGAGCAAGCUUUGUCAUCUAGCAGCUUGAAUUUUGAUAACAUUUCUUGCUGACAAGAUCCCUGGUACUGCUCUGGCUUGGUUGUGCCAAGAGAAAAUUAGGUUGUUUUGCAAUGCAAGCAUCUCACAAACGUCAAAUUUCAGAUAGAUCUGGUAGAGUCUACAACCAGCAGGUGCAAGAAAUGGAAUCCUACUGCUGGCCUCCCCUCAGGAGUGUUGAUCACCGGACAUGCUUAGAUGAUGGUAGCCAGGGAAACCGCUAUUUAGUUCGGACUUCAGACCCAUACUGCACCCUUGAAUCAUCUUCGGCAACUGGUGGUUAUCUUGUUUACAAUUCUUCUUCUACUGUGAGUUUUUCUCCCAAUGGAAGCCCUGUGUCGCAACCAGAUUCUCAGUCAUUCCCAUCAGACCCGCAUCAUUCUCCGGACAAUACUUAUGGCUCACCUUUGUGUGAGUCUUGCAUAACAGAUGAUGUUAAGGAUCUGCAGCAUAAGCUGAGACAAUUGGAAACGGCUAUGCUAGGUUCUGACUUAGGUACCUUCAACGCAGACUAUAAUACCAUGGGUGGACCUGACCAAAUUUCAUCAGAAACAGAGAACUGCCAACAAAUGAUGGAGAGAAUCUCUAAUGGGGACUUGAAAGAGGUGCUCCUCGCCUGUGCAAAAGCAGUAGCAGAUAAUGAUCUAUUAACAGCUGAAUGGCUGAUGUCAGAGUUGCGCCAGAUGGUGUCUGUUUCCGGUGAGCCCAACCAAAGGUUAGGAGCAUACAUGUUGGAAGGACUAGUUGCAAGGUUGGCAUGUUCAGGAAGUACCAUCUACAAUGCCUUAAAGUGCAAAGAACCCACUGGUCCAGAACUCCUUUCACACAUGCACUUACUCUAUGAGUUGUGCCCAUACUUCAAGUUUGGUUAUAUGUCUGCAAACGGAGCAAUUGCUGAAGCAAUGAAGGAUGAAAGUAGGGUCCAUAUAAUUGAUUUUCAGAUUGCACAGGGUGGCCAGUGGGUCACCCUCAUCCAGGCUCUUGCAGCUCGGCCUGGUGGGCCGCCACAGAUCCGCAUCACUGGUGUAGAUGAUUCUACAUCAGCUUAUGCCAGGGGAGGUGGACUUGAUGUCGUGGGUGAGAGGCUAUCCAAGCUUGCAGCAUCAUGUAAGGUGCCGUUUGAGUUCCAUGCUGCUGCGCUCUCUGGCUGUGAAGUCAAGCUUGAAGAUCUUCAGGUUCGACCCGGAGAAUCCCUAGCUGUGAAUUUUGCAUUGAUGCUUCACCAUAUGCCAGAUGAAAGUGUGGGUACUCAGAAUCAUCGAGACCGACUCUUGAGGUUGGUUAAGAGCUUGUCCCCCAAGGUAGUGACUCUUGUUGAGCAAGAAUCCAACACCAACACUACCCCAUUCUUUUCUCGGUUUGUUGAGACAAUGAACUAUUAUUCAGCAAUUUUUGAAUCCAUUGAUGUGACUCUGCCAAGGGAGCACAAGGACCGGAUCAAUGUUGAGCAGCACUGUCUGGCUCGGGAUAUUGUCAACAUAAUAGCGUGUGAGGGGGCAGAGAGAGUGGAACGUCAUGAACUUCUUGGAAAGUGGAGGUCACGGUUUGUCAUGGCUGGGUUUACACCAUACCCUUUAAGCCCAUUGGUGAAUGCUACUAUAAGGGGUCUGCUGGAAAACUACAGUGAGAGAUACAGACUUGAAGAGAGAGAUGGGACUCUGUUUCUUGGCUGGAGAAACCGAGCUUUAGUUGCCUCUUGUGCAUGGAGAUGAAAUCCAACCAAAGGUUUAUGUAUGCUUCAUAGUUUUAGGCAGGUGAUAUACAGCAUAUUUCCCUUUCACUUAUCUGAAUGUUGUGUUAGUAUUGGUACUUUUUAAAGUAUCAAAUAUACCCUCUUAGACUAUGUACCAUUCCAUAAUAAAUAAUCUUUUUGUUUUU